AUGAUUAGAUUUAUUAUUAUUAUCGCAGCUAUUGUUGUAUUCCCUGUUGAUUUGUGUUUUCCGACAAGAAGUACUCAAAUAAUUUUACCACAGUUGGAAAUAUCUGACGAAUUGGAGCAGGAGACUGUUUCUACUGUUUCCCCAUCAACACCUAGUUCAACCACAACAAUUCCACCGACAGAAGAAACACAGGUAAAGUCUAAGCGCAAGCUUCCGCUCCAGAAGCAGGUUUCAAGUUUUGACCCUAUUUCAGACCGAUUCCAAUUUGCCUGUGAUUGAAACAUGUGAAGAUGGAUGGACAUAUUACAAGAGAGCUACAACUGGAUGGUGUAUGAAACUUGUGAUGACAGUAUCCUCUAUGCCAAAAGCAGCCGGUGUAGCGGCUUGUGCUGAAUUGGGAGCUGUUCUAACAUCAAUCGAUGAUGUGGCAAUGCAAGAUGUGGUUUAUAGUUUGAGAACUGCGGCGAAUAUUGGAACAACAACUUGGAUUGGUGGAAUAAUGAAAUCUGAAUGUAUGAGAGAUAAGUGUGAAUACGACAAUAGUAAGCGUCAAUGUAAACUAACUGAAACGUGUGGAGAUGAUCGAUAUUUAUGGGAUGAUGGUUACACAACUACACAAUCUGACGAAUAUCUUGUUGAGAAGAUAAAGAACUCUGUAUGGGCCGAGGACGUUUAUUAUACUGUUGAAGUUUCCGAAAUGUGUAUUUUCACAGGAGAGGUUGAUGUAUGUGGUCCAACCGAACCCGCAAACUCGGCAGUUUGUGGAAAGUUACCAACAUAA
Caenorhabditis angaria is the source of this 781-nucleotide messenger RNA. The record is from the annotation of a GenBank genome assembly. NCBI's taxonomy places the organism in Eukaryota, Metazoa, Nematoda, Chromadorea, Rhabditida, Rhabditidae.